Molecule: messenger RNA, 7989 nt
Organism: Notechis scutatus (mainland tiger snake)
Lineage: Eukaryota; Metazoa; Chordata; Lepidosauria; Squamata; Elapidae
Source: RefSeq, a predicted model, not a curated record
GAGAGAGAGACUGUCGGCUUUCGCCGGCGCUGCGGGCUUGAGCCUCGUCUCGCUCUCCGAGCGGCUGUGGGAGAAGGCUGCCGAGCCAGGGCACUGAAACUCCAGAGAGUAGCUACGGGGACCGUGAAAGUGCCUUCAGGGAAUCAGAUCUCUUUCCAGAUGAAGACACCAUGACCCUGGCCCAGCAAGAACUCCAUCAUGAGUCUGAUAUGGACAGUGCCAUUGAAAGUAACCACGGUUCAGAAGCAUCAGUUGUGUGCAAGGUUGAGAAGGAUGGUGUGUUGAAUGGCCUCUUCCUGCCUGGAGAUAAAUCAAGUCUGCUGAAUCCUGCAUCUUCUGAUCUUUCCACCUAUUCCACUGCCUCUCUGAUCAGUAAUGAAGAACAGUUUGAAGAUUAUGGAGAAGGAGAUGAUGUAGACUUCACCCCCAGCAGUCCUUGUCUUGAUGAUGAAAGCAGGACACAUGCAUAUUCUGACCUUGGCUCAUCCGUUUCUUCCAGUGCUGGUCAAACCCCACGGAAAAUGAGGCAUAUCUAUAACAGUGAGCUCUUAGAUGUCUACUGCACCCAGUGCUGCAAGAAAAUCAACCUCCUUAAUGAUUUGGAAGCCAGGCUGAAAAACCUAAAAGGCAACAGCCCCAACAGAAAGAUCUCUAGUACAGCUUUUGGCAGGCAGCUUUUUCACAACAGCAACUUCAGCAGUAGUAAUGGCAGCACGGAGGAUCUAUUCAGAGACAGCAUAGAUUCGUGUGACAAUGAUAUCACCGAAAAGGUGACUUACUUAGAAAAAAAAGUGACAGAGCUGGAAAAUGAUACUGUAACAAACGGGGACAUGAAGAGCAAAUUGAAGCAGGAGAAUACACAGCUUGUUCACAGAGUGCAUGAGUUGGAAGAACUGCUGAAAGACCAGGAGACUUCAGCUCAGCAGACCCUGGAAGAAGAGAUCAAGAGGCACAGAGAAGCCUACAGCAAAUAUGAGAAGGAGAAGAGCACGGAGAUUGAGCUGCUAAACACACGGGUUCAGCAACUGGAAGAGGAAAACUGUGAGCUCAAAACUACUGUCCUACGACUGAAAUCACACACUGAGAAACUGGACGAGGAGAAGCAGCGAAUGUCUGACAGAUUAGAAGAUACCAGUCUGAGGUUGAAAGAUGAAAUGGAUUUGUACAAAAGGAUGAUGGACAAAUUGAGGCAGAACCGGCUGGAAUUUAACAAGGAGAGAGAAGCCACUCAGGAGCUCAUUGAGGAUCUGAGAAAGGAGCUGGAACACCUUCAGCUGUACAAGCUUGAUUGUGAGCGUCCCGGCCGAGGAAGAAGCUCUUCCAGCUUGAGUGAAUUCAACGCCAAGACGAGAGAAAUGGAAAUGGAACAUGAAAUUAAACGUUUAAAACAGGAGAAUCAAAAACUCCAUGACCAGAAUGAUGACCUCAAUGGACAAAUCCUUAGCCUCAGCCUUUAUGAAGCUAAGAACCUUUUCGCAACGCAGACAAAAGCCCAGUCACUGGCAGCUGAGAUUGACUCUGCCUCCAGGGAUGAGCUCAUGGAAGCCCUCAAAGAACAGGAGGAGAUCAACUACAGAUUGCGCCAAUAUAUGGACAAGAUCAUCCUGGCCAUCCUAGACCACAAUCCGUCCAUCCUGGAAAUAAAGAAUUGAAGAUUGGGAAGGGAAGGGAGGUGGGCAGAUAGAUGCCUUUAGAUUCAAGUAUCUCUAUUUGCCAGUGUAUAUGAACUUAUAAAUAUAUACAUAUAUAUAACUCUCUCAAUACACAGGACAUGCAAAACACAAACACACACACACACAUACACACAUAUAUAUAUUAUAUAUAUAUAUAAAUAGGAAAAAAAAACUUGUGUGGAUACACAGGGCGUGUUUAUAUGAGCUUAGUAUAUUUUGUGACUCAUAAUUUCCAUCGAUCCAUUUUCCAUGCCCUUUUCUCUGUGGGGAUGCUAGGGAUUAUAACCGAAAAAUCACGAAACUGGAUUUGCACUGUUUUAGAUACUGGACAGAAAAAAAAAAUGAUACUACCUCUAGAUGAAAAGAUAAAACACGAUGGAAACUAACUGGUGCCAGGCCUUUUCCUAGCCUACAAACAAUACUGAGUGUUUAUGUCUUAUGAAUUGCCUCCCUGUCAUCAUCUCAGAAAUACCUUGUAUUAUCAGGUUGAAUUCUCACUGGUGCUGCUGGCUGUGUUGUUUUAACUUUUGCCCAAAUUAUGUUUCUGAAGUCCUCUCCUUGGAUCGGAAUGUAUGUAUGAUGCAAAAUGGGUAUUCCAGAAAAGUUACAGGUUUCUGCUUGAACCUGAGCUGUUUUAAUCAGAAAGCAGUUUAUACAUCUCAAACCCAAUUGGCUAGGAAUCUUUUGGGAUGAUAACCAGUCUGUUGUAUUCCAGGGGAAUCUGGGCUACCCAAGAAAACAAUGGGUCUUGAGGUUCCUUAUUUCCUUGAACUUGACUAUUCCGGAGGUGCUUUUUCUGGCUUUGGAUUUUAUCGCAAGAUCACCAAGGACUUAGUGGUGAGAGAACUGGGAUUGUAAAUGUGAGAUGCAUCGGGGUUACAAAAUAGUCCCAGCCCUAUUUCAGCUUCAGCAGCAGCAUUAAAAGUUGUGGUUUCAGGUAGCUAUUUGGUUCCACACAAAGGGUUUGUUCAUUGAUGAGAAUUCAGGGCUUCCACUGUAACAAAUAGAAACCAAUUGUUUUUAAAUCACUUUGUUUUAUAUUGCUUCAUGUCAGCAUUUGCAAAAGCCCCAUCUGCUAAUUAAAGCAGUUAAGAAGUGGAGAAAGAUUUUUUUUAGGCACUCAUGGGUGACCCCGACCCUGUUCUUAGAGGCAAGGCAACAUUUUAAAUGGUUCUUUUACAGGUUUAGGGAAAAGGUGUUUGUUUAUACACGUUAAUAUUUAUUUGAUGCAAUGUUGGAGUUUCACUGAAAAGUUUUGCCUGCUCCACUGGGGGGUGAUUAGGGCAGAAAAGCCAGAAACGACUUCAUCAAGCAUCACAGCUUCCUGCACUUACAGGAAAAUACUCAGCUCACUUUGUGCCAUCAAUAAAUAUUCUCACAUCGAUUCAGGCUCUUCACGUCUCUUGCCCUUGUUAUCAUCACUGUCACCAUCUCCUCCUCCUCCUCCUCCCUUUUUCUUUUCAAUUUUGCUUCUGUAACAUAGGCAUUCAUUUUAAGAGCAAAUCCUCAUGAGGAUAUAUCUUGUGCCUACCUUUGGUGUGGGAAGACCAUUUGGUCUUUUGUAUAUCGCCACCUAGGCGAGCUGUAAGGAAAUCUGUAAAGUUAAGUGAGGGUUUGUGCAGGGACCAUGGCGAAAAUGAGUUUUGUCCUUUUUACUUAAAGAUUGUUCCACAUCUGAGAUGUGUUUUGAUAAAAAGACAAAAAAAAAACAGGAUAAAGUCUUUAUGUGCAUUACAGUAACCAUUCAGGUGCAUGGAUAUAUGUGCAGUCACAUGCAUGUGAGAGAAGAGGAGUGUGUUAUUCUAUAAUGACCUGUGUGCAGGCUUCAAGGUCUUCCCACACCAAAGGUAGGGACAAGAUAUCCUCCCUGGAUAUCUGUAUUACGGUUCCAGAAGUCCUGUUCCAUAUAGGUGGUGUCCAAGUGUGAUGCGAUCUGUAGCCUAAAAAUAUCUAGGAAGCCCCAAGAUGGCCUUUCCCAUCACAUGCGAAAGGGAACUGCAUGCUCUGUGUAACAUAAAAAAACAAACCCUCUAUUGGUUCGUAUGUAUUAUUUUCUUCCAUAAGCACAGUUCAAAUGAAGCUGUCUUUUUUUCCCCCCUGGGGGUGUCCUGAGUAAAAUUUGAGAGUCUCUUCAAAGAAUAAAAAGAUUGAAUCUGAGAUUACUGUAACAGCUGAAGCUUCUAAGCAUUGAAACCCCAUUUCCAAAUUAUGUGUCAGGAUGGUAUAUAAACUCUAAAAUGAUGUUGUGCUUUAGUAGUUCACAUCCAAGCAAGUGUGUUUCUGCAUAAGUAUGAAUCUCAUCGGGAAAAACUGGGGAGGGGGGGCAGAGAGCCUUGUCUCUAUUGGCUGUGUUUUCUAAUUAGUAGCAAAGAGAGCUAAUAGUUAAUGCAAGGUGGUACUUGCUAGAGCCUACUUUUUAUUCAACAUUUAAGCUUCUUCUAAUGCCUCCUUUGCUUUUGAUCUUCUGCGUUUGGUGAGAAUGAAACUGAAUCCAUUGCAUCACUACCUUCUUUUUAAGUAGUCCAGUCAUGAUCAAAUACAGGAGAAUCCCACAUUCUUUUCCCAGCAGGAUUUGCCAAUCCUUUGCAUAGGCUGGAAGGAAUCCUGCUCCUGAAGGAACCACACACACACACACACACACACCCUUUCCCCCCCCUACAAUAUCCACCCACUGCAAACUGCAGCAAUGCUUCUUUUCUCUGCUUGGAAAGGGAGGUGAUGCUUUAUGUAGCAACCACAGACCUCUGGAGAAUUUAUGUUUUGACAGGUUGCCUUUCAAGAGUGAGGUUAAGGCUACUUACUCCAGCUUGUUUUUGGUUUAUGCUGCUGAUAUUUUAAUGGUGAGAGUUGAUGACUUCGUCAGUUGAGUGGACAGGGCAGGAAGCAAAAUGUAUCUGAAAGUUCUUGAAAGCUGAAAGAAUUAGGCAUGUUGACUUUGGGGAAGAUUGAGGGGGAGAAGUUCUGACAGAGAGGGGAAAAAAAAUCUCCACGAGUUAGGUGAAGUGAAGAGGCGGAUGGAUAGAAACUGAAGGAAGGGCUUUAUAUGAAACACGGGAGUAAUUCUGACCGAAGAGAGUAAAGUGGUUUCCAAGAGGUGGCAGAAAGGCAGUCUUGCUUGCAAAUGAUUCAAUUGGUUUGGAUUAGCAAGCAUCGAGAAAAACCUUCCCAAUGUGGUGCCUCUUAGGUGGACGGUGCAUCUUGCAGUAAGCUAUCCUCCAGUCCUCCCAAAAAGCACCAAGUCAAGAACGGCUGGAUUAGAUAACCUGAUUCCCUUACAAGUCAGGGGACUGUAUUAAAUUAGUUCUUUACUACCAAACCUCAAUCCACACAGUAUUCAUGGUUGUCUUCAAAUGAGUCUUUGUGCCCAUUUGCUUUCUUCUUUGCUCAUAGAUGAUCCAUAGAAAUGUGAAGCAAUGUUUUGGUGAUGUUUCUAGGGGUCAACAAUUUCUUUAGCCAGUUGUCUGUUUGUAUUAUAUGACUGCCUUUGCUUUAGCACAACAGGUUGGGAGAAACAAAUGCAGAUACCUGAGGCCUGUUUGUCAGCAUAGCUUGUUUAGAAUUCAUUUCCCUGGACAUAAGUUUAUACAAAUGGUAAUGUUUUCCAGCAUGACUUCAGAUCAGGAGUUGUUGAAAAGCUGAUCAGCUCUUCUGAUGAACGUGUUUGGACAGCAGUACAACAUUGUGUUGUAAUGCAGUAAUAAGGCCAAAAAGGAGGGGCUGUAGCACAUUAACAGAGGGUAACUGUUUACUUAUGAUUGAAUAUGAUGGGAAAUUUUGAGACAGGUUCAUUUACAUGCCUCUGAGUCAAGCCUGCAGGAGUUGGGUGGCUUUAGUAGUGGAAAAUGGAAGCAGAGUGGAUUGCUGGAUUACAUUGAAACUAUAGCUGAUAGGCCUCUAGCUGAGAGAAAGUCACUAUUUCUGAAUAGGCAUGGAUACAUUUGUGCUAUACAAAAAAAAAAAAAUGCCAUGCAGGACAGGAAAAGGAAUGUUGCUAGUUAAAAUUGGGUUUAAUCUGUAGGCACAACACUUGUUUGCUAGGAAAGGUGUCCUAAUUUUAAGGGUUACAGAUGUUCCCAUUGAACUGCAGGAUCUUCAUCACUGGAAGUUUUAUUUUUUUUAAAGACGUUAGCUGCUGAGAAUUUUGGAAGUCCACAUAUUUUAGAGAUUACCCAGUAGGGACCAGUUCAAUGUUGUGCUUCAAACAGUAGUUAUCAUUCUACGAUCAAAAGAACGCAAGGUUUUUUUUUGCAGUGGUUCCUUAAGUAAAUUUCUGUUGCUGUCUGUUGGGCAGAAUAAUUUGUCAGCUCUUGUAGAUCACCAGUGCAAGGUGCAUGUUGUAAGGAGGUCAGCCUAAUCCAUGUGUAAACCUGAGUAUGAGAGGCUGCUAAAUAGAUAGGAAUAACUUUUAAGAAAUGGAAUAUACCAAUGGGAACCUACCAAUAGUAGUGUUUUCUCAAGAUAAUUUCUCAUCACACCAUCAAAACACGUUUAUGCUUGCUUAGAUUAAAGUAUGCUAGUGUAUGCUUGCCUAUUGAGCCAGGAUUUCUUGUGUAUUUAUACAGUGGGGCAAGGCACUGAGGUAACAAUUCAAACAUAGUUGUAACAAAAUAGUUUGCUUUCACUUGAUCCAGAGGCUUUAAUAGAACUUCAAAAUUCUGCUAAGGUUGAUGAACAGCUGGUUGAACCUGAGACACUUGGUUCUCUGUCUCCCUUAUUGGUUCUCGUCCCGACUUCUAGUUGUUGGAGCGCCUUUGAUCCAGUUUGUAUUCUGUGAAAGCAAAAAAUAACUGCUUCUCUAAAGGCAGCAAGUGUUCACUGGACAACAAGUAAUCCCUGAGGUUAAAACAAUUAACUCUCAAAACGUUUAGUACGAUUUAAGACAUCCUGACCACCAUGGAUCUUACACUAAAGUUGUAGGUUUGAUUUUUCAUUGAAAUCAUGAAUACAGUUGCAUAUUACAUUGAACAGGAUACAUUUGUACUGUUCUAUUUUGAAUUUAUGAUAUGGGUGGUUUAGUCACUUUUCCUAUAUCCAUUAUUUAAAAUUGUGAAUUUCAGGAAAGCAUUAUUCAUCUCAGCAACAAAUGAACUAGAAAUUUCCUACCCAGUAGUCUGUAUAGUAGGGCACAAGUUUGAAUCUCUCAGUGAAAACUAAAAUGUUAUCAAAAUAUUUAAUUUUUAAGAAUUGAUCAAUCAAUCUUCAUUCCAAAACUCAGAUUCUGAAUUUUAGCUUUCAAAUAAUGAUAGAAGCCUUGACAACCAUUAUUUGGCUUUUGAGUGUUGAGUUAUGGGAUAUGAAGAGAAAGUAAAGAGAGGCCAAAGAAAAAUUGUACUUUAUAAAUCUGAACUUCUGGUGUUUUGGCUUAAAUAGCAUUGGUGGAUUUUAACCCUUUAGGACAAAGAAUUGGCUGUACAUAUUAUUUCCUUCACUGUGUUCCCAAAGCAAUGGUCACCUGUAGCUGAGUUUUGCUUCUGGCAAAGUGAGGCCCUUGUAGCAGCUCUCUCUUUGGCUGAUAAAUGGGGUCAAGUUGAGUUCCCUUUGGCUGUGAUUGUAUUCCUGGCAAGAAAAAACGGUAUAGCUUCCCUGGAACCCUAGAUUUCCCCUUGUUGAUGAUAGGAAAAAUAAGAGUGUGUUCCUCUUCUGCUUUCUGAUCUUAAGAGUUCAUUUUUUUGGAAAAUUAAUCCAGUGUUAUCCUUGUACUUCUGCAGUGGCAUGUCAAUUUCUCAGAAUUACAGAUAGGGCCUGUUCAGAAUGCCCAUGCAUGUACAUAAGUAAGAUUAUAAGAGGAAAAAGGUAGGAACACUUCACCAUUAAAGACCGGAGCUAUAAUUACGCAAUUCCUGAGUGCAGAUUUAUCACUGCUGCUCACCCCAACUUACUGAGCUGGUCUUUCAAGAUGAGCAGGGCAGAAAAAAAAUAAGGACCUUUGAUCUGUAUGUUACAAGGCAGUAGUUAUGUUCAAUUUCCAAUGUGUUUUGGUACUGAUAGAAAUUGAGAAUUGUUGUAUUUUUUUAUUGUGGGAACCACUACUGUAGUUUCGCUUUAAUGCACAGAAUGUAGUUAUGUGUAAGGAUUGGAUUUUUUUAAAAAAAAUAUUUUGCAUGAUUUUAGUAUUUUUGUGCCUUCUACUUGACCGUGUACAGGAUUCAUGUCUAUUGAAAUUCAUGCUAUUGGCCACAGGUUUUAUAUGUUUGAGGUCUUUUAUUUUUAUUCAGUCUUUAUUUUGUCAUCCCUACCCAAACAAUCUACUGUAAAUGUGUAUAUAUAAAAUAGAACUAAGUUUGUAUUUCAUGUGCCUCACUAGAAUGUAAAAAAA